Molecule: messenger RNA, 2127 nt
Organism: Ictalurus furcatus (blue catfish)
Lineage: Eukaryota; Metazoa; Chordata; Actinopteri; Siluriformes; Ictaluridae
Gene: slc5a10
Product: solute carrier family 5 member 10
Exons: 15
Coding region: 72-1985 (637 amino acids)
Biological process (GO): transmembrane transport
Cellular component (GO): plasma membrane
Molecular function (GO): D-glucose:sodium symporter activity
Source: RefSeq, a predicted model, not a curated record
UUCCCCUUCUUCUUUUUUCCCCCUCUCCCUCCAUUUCACGUGCGUGUCGUCGAGCGUGUGGACGGGUCAUCAUGGCGUCAAACGCCACCACGAAGUUCUUCGCUCUCUCGCAGUCAUUCAGCGUUUCUGAUAUCAUCGUGAUCGGCGCAUAUUUCCUGCUCAACGUUGCUGUCGGAAUAUGGUCAUCUUGCAGAGUAAGCAGAAACACUCUUAGUGGCUACUUCCUGGCUGGCAGAGACAUGGCCUGGUGGCCGAUCGGAGCGUCUCUGUUUGCCAGUAGUGAAGGAUCGGGACUGUUUAUCGGUUUGGCUGGCACUGGGGCAGCAGGAGGCAUCGCUGUGGCAGGGUUCGAAUGGAACGCAACCUAUGUACUGUUGGCCCUGGCCUGGAUCUUUGUCCCAGUGUAUGUGUCCUCUGGGAUUGUCACGAUGCCCGAGUAUCUGGGUCGGCGGUUUGGCGGAGAGAGAAUUCGCAUGUACAUGUCAGCUCUCAGUCUGAUGUUAUCCGUGUUUACCAAAAUCUCAACAGACCUGUAUUCUGGGGCCCUGUUUAUUCAGGUGUGUUUGGGUUGGAAUAUUUACCUCUCCACCGUCCUCAUGCUGGUGGUCACAGCAUUUUACACUAUUGCAGGUGGUUUAGCUGCUGUGAUAUACACCGACACACUCCAGACCUUCAUCAUGAUCAUCGGCGCAGUCAUCCUCACCAUAACAGCAUUCAACAAGAUUGGUGGUUACGGCAAUCUGGAGAGUGUGUACCUCCAGGCCGUGCCAUCGAAGAUAAUCCCGAACACGACAUGCCACCUGCCACGGCCGGACGCCAUGCACCUCUUCCGAGAUCCAGUGCAUGGAGACCUGCCCUGGCCGGGAAUGACACUCGGAUUAACCAUCCUCGCCACCUGGUACUGGUGUACUGAUCAGGUGAUCGUGCAGAGGUCUCUUUCGGCAAAAAACCUGAGCCACGCUAAAGGGGCGUCGAUCUUCGCCAGCUACCUGAAAAUGCUCCCAAUGUUCUUCAUCAUCCUUCCUGGCAUGAUCAGCAGGGCGCUUUACCCAGAUUCAGUGGGCUGUGUGGAUCCUGAGGAAUGUAGGAAGGUGUGUGGAGCAGAGGUCGGCUGUUCCAACAUCGCUUUUCCCAAACUGGUCAUCGAGCUCAUGCCUAGCGGUCUGCGCGGUUUAAUGAUCGCGGUCAUGAUGGCCGCCCUGAUGUCCUCGCUGACCUCCAUCUUUAACAGCAGCAGCACUCUGUUCACCAUGGACAUCUGGAAGAAGUAUCGCAGAGGAGCCAGCGAGAAGGAGCUGCUGCUAGUCGGCAGGAUCGUCACGGUGAUCCUCGUCGUCAUCAGCGUGGUUUGGAUCCCGAUCCUCCAGAGCGCCAACAGCGGACAGCUCUACGUUUACAUCCAAUCGGUGACCAGCUACCUGGCACCUCCCAUCACUGCCAUAUUCAUCAUGGCAGUGUUCUGGAAAAGAACCAACGAGGCGGGAGCGUUCUGGGGUCUGAUGGUGGGUCUGACUGUCGGAGUCACGCGGAUGGUUCUGGAAUUUGCCUUCCCGCCCCCUCGCUGUGGCGUCUUCGACCCUGCGCCGCCGGUCCUGCGGAGCGUGCACUAUCUGCACUUCGCCAUCAUCCUCUGCGCCAUCACCGUCGUCGUCACCGUCACCAUGAGCCUUCUCACGCCGGCACCCUCCGAGGAACAGAUUCAUAACCUCACCUGGUGGACCCUCAGGCGCAACGUUGACAGGGAUAUACCGCUACAGAAAGUAUCAACGCUGACUCGGAGAACAGAAGGUUGCGAACCCGUGCGCAGAGGGAAGUGCGUGCGCACCGCCGGCUUUUGUAGUCCUCGGCCUGGCCGUGGAGCUCCCGGGACUCCGCCUCCCGUGAUCCGGAGCAUGAGGGAAGACCCGUUUUGGUCACGCUUCUGCUGCGUCAAUGCUGUUAUUCUCAUGUGUGUUAAUAUAUUCCUUUAUGCUUACUAUGCAUAACACACCUACACACACGCCAACACACGCACACACACACACACACACACACGUUUAUAAGAUUAAACGGUCAGCUUUAUGGUUUGCAUCAUUUUAAAUACAUGCUUUUAUAUAACUGGAUUCAGAAAUAUAGAAAAUUCACAAA